AUGUCGAUACGAAAAGCGACCGAUUUCGUGAAAAAGACGCACAACGACGCCCUCGUCAAGGUGUCCAAGGGACUGAGCAUCGGCGUUUUCGUUCUGAACAUUGUUUUCCCGGGCAUCGGCACCCUCAUCGCGUGCUUGGUCGCGGGAAAAGCGGCGGAGGGGGUAAUGUGCUUCUUGAUGAUGUGGCUGAUGUGUUUCGUGUUCUUCGUCGGAUGGAUUUGGAGUAUCGUACACGGGUUUCAGAUUUUCCAAAAAUCAUCAGCCUCGUGA
Molecule: messenger RNA, 270 nt
Organism: Ostreococcus tauri
Lineage: Eukaryota; Viridiplantae; Chlorophyta; Mamiellophyceae; Mamiellales; Bathycoccaceae
Product: unnamed product
Exons: 1
Coding region: 1-270 (89 amino acids)
Source: RefSeq, a predicted model, not a curated record